AUGUCGCCAUUCUUCAAACCGUCUGCUCUGCUGUUGUUGGCAGUAUGGGUAGGACGUGUCGUAGCCGACUUCGAACUUUACAAACUCUACAAUGAAGAUUCCUUGAUUGCGGGGCUCGCUCUAAGCAGCAGCUGUCUGGCAGCAUUGAACGCAACUGUCCGUUGUAAUGAAACCGCGGUCAGCCUAUUGGGAAGCGGCGCAGAUAUUCACUGCGAGGGCUCUCCCAGUUACCUUCACUUACAAUGCCGAGCUUGUAUGUCUGCAGGACAGUGCUUCCAACUGGUGUUUCAUCGAGUCACAGACUUGGCAAGGAAGUGACUACAUUCGCUAUAGUCCAGAGAUGUGCUUCACUGAUGGAGACGACAACAGCACUGUGGCACCGGAGUGCGAAGAUCCGGGCUUUGACUUGGGGACCGUGACUAGCGACAUGGCAGCCUUGACCAACAUAUACAAGAAGGAUCUGCAAUUUGAUGAUGUGCAACAAAACUGCUCUACGACAUUGGCGUACACUACCUCAGCGUCGACCCUGUACGUAGGUACACCAACGGCGACCACGACCUCUGGCGGCACGGCGACGGGAACCAGUCCACCUACAACGGCGACUUGCCUAGGCCAGACGAUAGAGCCGGAGUCGGAUUGGCUAACUUGCGAUGAUCUAUCUGACACAUAUAAUGUUUCGACAGGUGACGCUCGGGUGGUCACUGGUGAUCGCACUUGCUACUUUGACAAGGCUCUCUGUUUUCCCCUGCCCUGUGAGAUCGACACGGUCUGGGACUGGUCAAGUUGCGAUGAGCUUGCCGCUCAGUACUCAAACUCGACGUACAACGUCACCACCAGUCAGUUCCUCAGUUGGAACACCAACAUUCAAGGCAGCUGCUCUGGAGUUGCCCCCGGUCAGCGUGUAUGCAAAGGCGCACCAGGCGGUACAUUCCCCAAGCCUAAUGUCACCAUCACCGCCCCUGGUGCGACAGGCUCGCCAACAUACUACUCCACAGCCACGCCCGCCUACCCAACCCAAAGCGGUACCAUCGACGCGUGCGGGAACUACUACCUCGUCGUAGCCGGCGAUGACUGCUCAACAGUAGACCAGCGCUUCGGUCUAAAGUUUGAACAGCUUCAGGAGUAUAACCCGUACCUCCAAGACGACUGCCUCAACCUGUGGCUCAACUACGCAGUCUGCGUCGCUCCCGUGACGGCCCCAAGCAAGUCAACGGACGGCACAUGCCCGGUCGGCGUGACAUGCACCGGAAGCGGCUUCGGCGACUGCUGCUCGCCGUACGGCUUCUGCGGGAGCACGAGUGAGUAUUGCAACACUGGCGGCAACAGCACGGACACUCCGGACGGCAGCUGUGGGCCGGAUCACAACGGCUAUACCUGUGUUACCCCUUUUGGAAGUUGCUGUAGUAUCUAUGGCUACUGCGGUGACGGCUCCGAUUACUGCGGCGCCGGGAACUGCUACUCGGGCGCCUGUGACCCGGAUAUUGGUGGUCCCUCGAUCAAUGGGGAGUGCGGACCGUUGUUCGCGGGCAAUAAGACGUGUACUGGCACCACUUUCGGAACGUGUUGCUCUACUUCUGGCUUCUGUGGGAGCACCAGCGACUAUUGCUCAGGAUCGAACUGUUACAGUGGUGUCUGCACAACUUGA
Messenger RNA from Colletotrichum phormii, 1645 nucleotides. RefSeq names its product agglutinin isolectin 1. NCBI's taxonomy places the organism in Eukaryota, Fungi, Ascomycota, Sordariomycetes, Glomerellales, Glomerellaceae. The record is from RefSeq and is a predicted model, not a curated record. The transcript has 7 exons. Gene Ontology annotation, molecular function: chitin binding. Bases 167 to 1645 code for a protein of 492 amino acids.